CUUUCGGCCGAUGUCGUCCAUUUUGGAUAGUAGAGUAAAAAAACCUUCGUUUGAGUUAAAAAGAUGAAUUGGUUUAUGUGCAUGGUUAUAACAGUGAUAAGAUAAAGAUCCAAAAUGCAUACGGUAACUGUUAUAAGUAAGUUUAGCUCGAUAUUAAUCGAGAAUAUUGCGUAUUCAAGAUGUUGGUGUUAAGCCUAGCCAUCAUCAACUUGAAGGAAAGGGGAAAUUUUGACGACGAAAGAUGACGAUUCUGAUGUGAGUUUAGAUAUUUGUGAAGUUAAUAAAAGGUAAUGAUUCAGAAUGGCACAGAGCCUGAUCGCCCAGAAAGGUUUGCAUGGUACUACCAUGAAGACUGUACAGCAAGUUGGCAUCUCCACCAAAAAACAUUAUCAGAAAAAAGGCAGAGAACAGAAACGUUACGAAAAUACGUCGACUGGACGAAAAUCGGACGGUGAGAGUACUUAUUCUAGUUCAUCGGACGAACGUGAGUUCUCCAUUGUUCGUGAAGGCUACUCAAGUGGCCAAUUAAAACUAAAAAUCGCUAAAAGGAGGAUUAAAACAACCUGCCAUCCGGCCAAUUUCGAAAUGUCUACGGAGGUAGACACUAACGUUGUUGAAUCUACUGCCGAGAACGCCAGGCCGUCUCUGAAGAUGGUCAUCAAGCAUUCGCAGUAUAAUGUGUCGAGCGCGGGGGUUUUCGAGGCCAGCAUGGGAGAUUCCCGUCGUGAAGACGCCGAUAGAAACGAUUCGGAAGGCGAUGCCAAGUCGUCUGGUAAGAAGUUUGCUUCGGUGAUCAACUGCAGUGCCAUUAGUCGGGAAGGCGAAUUUUAUAGUGAUGAUGUAAAUGCGAAUUAUAAAAAUUAUAGAUCUGAUUCUAAAGAGUGUUCCGAGGUUUUAUUUAAAUUUGGCAUGAAGAGAGAGAAGAAGAACUCUCCGGUCAUCAAUAGAGAAAAUUGUAAAACAGUGAGGAGCGAGUUAAACGAGAGGCGCUCCAAGUUUGAACGCCCAGUGUUUUCGGAAAGCAAGACGGUGGACUUUGUUGCCGUUAAACACGGCAUGAAGGAGAUGGGUCAUCAUUCCGACACAGAGUUAAUUCUCUCAUCGGAAGCCAAAUACAAUUUGGGUAAGAAAAAUAGGGGGAAGAGUGCCAAAGAGAGAAAAUCUGAAAAAAAGAAUUAUCUUCAAAAUAUAGAAAUUGUUAAUUUUGGUUAUAAAGCAUGUGAUGCAAGUUCAUCUAAGGGAAAACACGUUCAUAAUUCAGUAGUUAAAAGGUAUGUAGAUAAUGAUAAUUUUACUUCUGAUAAAAACAAUUGUUCGAAUAAUAGAAAAUUUCAUUCCAAAUCCGAGUCUGUCGUUGAACCUUUGAAUGUAUUGGCAUAUAGUGCAUGCCAUUCUUCGAAUUUAGAAUGUGACACUAUUCUUGUAAAUACAAUGUCAAAUGUUUCUCCAGAUAGUGGAAUACAAUCUUCGGGUGACUCUCCUCUGCAGACAAGUGAAUGCAGUCUUUUUAAUGUUUCUUCUUAUACUAAUGCAGAUUUAUCAUCACAAACCUGUACAGAAAAUAAAUUUCAACAUGUAAAGGAGGGCGAAAGCACUCCAGAACGUUGUUAUUCUAAUAUUUAUUCUUCAAAUUCACCAUGUAAAUAUAGAUCCGAAGAAAGUAAUAAUAUAAAUUCAUCUCCUGUGAUGUCCAUAGAGAGAAAUGAAGAAUUAAAUUUUAAUGUUAAUGAAAAUAAAUUAUUUCAAGAUUCCACAGAAGAUUUUCAGAUGAGUCAUACUCCUCAGGUAAAAUCUCCAAGUGAUUAUCAGUAUAAUAGUGAUGCUGUAGAUGACGACGAUAAGUUAUAUGAAUCAAAGGAAAUUUCAAACCAAGAAAAAAAAUCAAUCAAUUUUGAUAAUGCUGAAAAAUUAAAUAUGUGUGAUGCUAGUAAUAAUCAGUCCUCAGAAAAUUCUGUUAAAAAGAAACAGCAUAGAAAUUCUUCAAAUGAAAGACAUGCCGAUACUGGAAAAGCUGACAGUGAAUUACAAAAAUUAAUUCAAAAUGUACAAGAUUCGAUUAGUUUACAGUUUCAAAAUAUAGAAUCUGAUGAUUUAAGUGAUUUAGAUUUUAAUGAUAAUUCAAUAGGUAAGUCUUUUACUGAUGAUAAAGAUUCUUCAAAAGUAGCAAUGUAUGACAGAGACGAUACUCAGUUCAGUGCAGAUACAGUGAUGUGUUCAGCACAGAGUGAUGACUGCAGCAAUGGUAGCAAUAUGCCCUUUGAGAAUGUAGAAAGUAGAAAAUCGAAUCUGAAUGAAUAUGAUGAUAAACAAUGUAAUUCUUAUGAUUAUGAUUUUGAUGUUAGCACUUCACCAGCAACAAUUACAGGUUAUUGGAGUGAAACUAUAUGUCUUGCCUCACCAAAUUCAACAAAUGAUGAAAAUAAGAGUUUAGUUAGUACUGUAAAUAUGAAAUCUGAAAGUUUAAAAACUGUUGAGCUGGAUAAUCAUACCAGUGAAAAUGCUGAAGUUGUUACAAAUAAAGAAACUGAAGUUACAGAUAAGACAGAAGAAAAUGAAAAAGAAGUUAAUAUGUUAGAUUGUUUGGAAGAUUCUGCUGAAAUAGAACAAGUGGCACAACCAUCUGAAGGAAAUAAGAAGAAAAAGAAAAUGAAGCACAUUAAAACAAAACAUGAUCCUGUAUUUUUAGCAGAUUUAGAUGAAUUAAUAAAUUUACUUCAGAUUUGUUAUAUAUCCAAAAGUUUGCUUAAUAAUUCACUCAAACAUAAAGAAAAUCUACUGCCAUCAAUUUUCAGGGUUAAAAAUUUAGUAAAAAUAAAUAAAGAGGAUCAUCAUAAAACUGGUAACAACAAAAAUGUUUCUUUGGAAAAUACAAUUGAAAGUGAACAAGGAGUUAAAGAAAAACCUAAGAAAAAUGGAAGAAAAUCAAAUUCUGUUCAUUCUAGUUUGCUUCCAUCAUCUGAGGAAAAGGUAGAAGUUAGUGAAAAUUGUUUGCCUCUUAAAAAGCGACAUCAUCGAAUUGAUAUCUUGCAACAUGAUGGUGAGUGUAAUCGAAAAGAUAAUUUUCGGCUAGACAGCAAGUCUAUAAAAUCCAUUUCAUCGCGAAAGUCAGCUCUGAUGGUUAAAGAUAAGAAUUCUGUAGAUGAAGCAAUAGAAGCAUGUAUCAAUAGAUAUGUAAAAAAUAUGACUAGUAAUGAAAAUGAAAUUUAUGAUAAUUAUGUAUCAUGUAAACAAAAAUCUGUAAGAGGUAAUGUCUCACAAAAACCUUAUGUGGUAUCCACUACCUCUCUAAAUGAAGAAGAUUCAGUAAAUGAAAAUAUGAAUGAUAAAGAUUCAAAUUCUAUAGAAGAAGCAAUUGAAAGCUGCAUUCAAAAAUAUUCUUGUGAUGAUAUUGAAAUUUAUGAUCAGUCUGAAAGUGUUUCAUUUGAUGUAACUAAUGAAGAUACUAAAAUUGAUGAUUCAGACUCUGAUGAUCUACCUCUUUCAACACUAGCUGAAUUAAGUAAAAAGAAACAGGAUUCUGCAUGUUUAUCUCCUAAAACUGAUAAUAGAGAAUUUAAUAAAACAGUUGCUGCAUUAAAAGAAAGGCAAAUGAAACUUUUAAAAAGUCAGAUUUGCAUUCAAAAGAUUUCCUCAGAGGAAGUAAAACCUCCACCUAAAUUAAGAACAAGAAAAAUGAAACGUACACGACGUGCAAUAAAGAGACAAAAGCCAGUUGAUGAAAAUUCCAAUAUGUUUCCCAACUCAAGUAUUUUAGACUUUGAAGAUGUAGAAUAUGAAAACAGCACUGAUGUUUAUUGUUCAAAAAAUGAUAAAAUAGAAGAAACAAUUGAAUAUGUGGUAAAAUCAGCAACAAAAGACAAUGAGGUUACCGAAAAAUCUUUUGUACAAGAUGAGGUUGAGGAAUCAAUCGUAAAAAGACCAAAACUGUAUCCAAAUGAAACACAUACACAGCCUGAUUACCCUCAAGUUAUCACUGUUACUGAAUCUUCAACUGGUCGUAGUUCUGGGCAGAGUGAAGGUAAAAAACUUUGUAAGAAAGAACCUCGCAUGCCAAAAAAGCAAUAUUUAAAAGCUGGUCUUUAUUCUUCAUAUUUUAAACAAGAUGGAUCUUCUCAGGGAGAAAAUGCUGAAUUUGCUAAUUUAAAUCCUGAUGAUCAGAACAUUCUACAAGAAUGGUCUCAAAGACAGGCAAAUUCAAGAAAAAUCUAUAAGAAAAAUGGCAAAAAGUCAAAAUUUAAAGAUAAGAUAAGCAAUGAAUGUGAACAAUGUUUAUUACCACCACCUAUUCAUGUUGGAAGAUAUUUACGUGAAAGGCAAUCAGAUUUUCUGCUACCUUAUGAUUUGUGGUGGCUGUAUAAACAUAAACAACUCCUAUACCAAAUUGAUCCAUCAACUAAUUAUAAAAAGACACGAACAAAUGUUUAUGUAGAUAUCAAACCUGUUUCCCGUUUUGAAGUACAGAGUUGCAAUUGUAUCAGACCCAAAGAAGCAACUGAGAAAGGUUGCGGACCAGAUUGUUUGAAUAGGAUCAUGUAUGUAGAAUGUAAUCCUCAGCUCUGUCCAUGUGGUGACCAGUGUUCCAAUGAAAGAAUACAAAGACAUGAAUGGAGUCCAGGCUUGGAACGUUUUAUGACUGCAGAUCGUGGAUGGGGAAUUCGCACCACAGAAGCAAUAAAAGCAGGAAGUUUUAUUUUGGAAUAUCUUGGUGAAGUAGUUAGUGAGCAGCAGUUCCGACAGCGCAUGAUUGAACGUUACUCAAAUGAUCGUCAUCAUUAUUGUCUGAAUUUAGAUAGUGGGAUGGUGAUCGAUGGUUAUCGCAUGGGUGGAGAAGGACGUUUUGUGAAUCACUCCUGUGAACCAAACUGUGAAAUGCAAAAAUGGUCUGUGAAUGGAGUUUACAGGAUAGGAUUAUUUGCACUUAAAGAUAUACCUCCCGAUACAGAACUUUGUUAUGAUUACAAUUUCCAUAAUUUCAAUAUGGAAACAUUACAGGAAUGCAAAUGCGGUAGUUCAAAAUGUAGAGGUUUCAUUGGAGGCCGUUCACAGAGAUUUACAACUCAGGUCCAGCAGCCACAGACUAGAAAUGAGAAGAAGAAAAAAGUAGGAAGACCGCCUUUGGGAUCUAGGAAAAAGGUACAAGCGACUAAACGGAAACCAAAGAUUGUUCCAACAACCAAGUCAUCGCCAGCACUAUCAUUAAAACCUAUAUCUCAUCAGCAAAGAUGUUUCAUUCAGAAGCAUCGCUGCUUUUUGUUAAGAAAUUAUCAAAAAGUAAGAUAUGCACGGGAGCACCUACAUAUGCUUUCACAGAAAAAUAGAAAGCAGCUCACAAAACAAGAAAUGGCACUUUUACAAAGCACGGGUUUAGUAAAAAUCCAUUCCCGGACACCCUCCGAAACUUGACAUUUUAAUUUAUAGCACACAGUAGGACGAAAGGCAUUAAAAACAUGGUUGAUUCCAUAAAAUAUUAACGGCCAUAUAUCAAGAGUGUCACGCUGUUUUAAAUUGGCGUGCAAAUUCGGUGUUGUGUUAUGUACAGAAUGUAGUAAUUUUUAUUAUCUGAUAUAAUAGCUACAGUUUGCACAUAUAUGGUUUACCAUUUGUUCUGUUUGCCAUUUAAAACCAAUGUAAGAAAUGAAUUACAAAGAAAAAAAUUAUAUAUAUAUAAAUAUAUAACUUUACUGCCAUCAUUCAGGGGACCUGGAAAGUUACAUUUCUUUCCAAGUAUAAUGUGUUAUUUCUAACCUGUUGAGUGUGCUAUAAAAUUAUUUAAAUUGUGGUUAAAUAUUUUGGUUUUUUGUAUAGUAGAUAUAUAUAUGAAAUACAAACAGUAUUCUCCCCUCAUCUGAACCAGAGUACAAUAUACUUUGGUUUGGCCUGGCAGUUUACGGUCGAAAC
Molecule: messenger RNA, 5898 nt
Organism: Centruroides sculpturatus (bark scorpion)
Lineage: Eukaryota; Metazoa; Arthropoda; Arachnida; Scorpiones; Buthidae
Gene: ash1
Exons: 1
Coding region: 301-5403 (1700 amino acids)
Cellular component (GO): nucleus
Molecular function (GO): histone methyltransferase activity; protein binding
Source: RefSeq, a predicted model, not a curated record